Molecule: messenger RNA, 393 nt
Organism: Scutellospora calospora
Lineage: Eukaryota; Fungi; Glomeromycota; Glomeromycetes; Diversisporales; Gigasporaceae
Source: the annotation of a GenBank genome assembly
CCAAAAAGAUCUAGUAUUUCGACUCGAGGAAAUAAGAAACGAAAAACCGUUUCCAAACUUACAUUUGGGCAAGAAGAAGAAAUUCGCGAAGCUUUUAAUUUAUUUGAUACAAACGGAACUGGUGUCAUUGAAAUAAAAGAAUUAAAAGUAGCAGUUCAGGCACUUGGUUUUGAACCUAAAGAGGAAGAUAUAAAAUGGUUUAUAAACGAAGCCAAUCAACAUGAAAGGAAGAUAACUUUUAAGAAUUUAAAACGCGUCACUAAAGAGUUAGGUGAAGAAAUUACUGAUGAACAACUACGAGAAAUGAUUGAAGAAGCCGAUCUGAAUGGCGACGGAGGAGUUGAUCAAGAUGAAUUUAUUCGUCUUCUUACAAAGACAAACUUAUAUAGUUAA